Messenger RNA from Rubroshorea leprosula, 1800 nucleotides. The record is from the annotation of a GenBank genome assembly. Lineage: Eukaryota; Viridiplantae; Streptophyta; Magnoliopsida; Malvales; Dipterocarpaceae.
AAGGAAGAAGAGAGCAAAGCUUGAAGCGGCAGCAAGCCAUGGAGGAAGAGUACUCUCUCGACGAUCCGACUCGGUUGGUCGAGUCAGCUUCCGAGUUCGCAUAUUACCCAGGUCCUCUUACCGACGCCGCCGCUAAGGACUUUCUUGAUCGGUUUCCUCUCCCACUCAUCAUCAAUGCUUUACAAACCAAAGCUGAUUUCCCCGGUUUAGAAAACGCUAUUGUUACUUGUUUAGAGAGGGUGUUUAAGACCAAAUAUGGUUCCUCGUUCAUCCCACAGUACAUGUCUUUUGUACAUGUAGGCUUGCAGGCAGAAUCUCAAGUAGUACGAUCUUUAGCUUGCAAAACGGUUACAAAUCUUUUGGAGAAUCUUGAUGACAAAUCUAUUCCUCCCAUAAAGUUGAUUAUUGAUUAUAAUAUCUAUCCACUUCUGCUGGACAGCCUAGUUACUGGCAACGAACAAGUUGCAGCUGCAGCAAUUGAUGCAAUUAAAUGUAUAGCUGGCUUUCCAGAAGGCAUGGCUGUUGUUUUCCCAGCAAACAACAAGGAAGUUACAUAUCUGGGAAAUCUAGCAUCACGAUCUUCAUCACUGGGACGUGUUCGAGUUUUGUCUUUGAUAGUGAAACUAUUCUCUAUUUCCAAAUCUGUGGCAUCAGUUAUUUACAAUUCAAAUCUUCUGAGUUUAUUGGAGGCAGAAAUCAGCAAUUCAGAAGACACCCUUGUGACGUUAAGUGUUUUGGAGCUACUGUUUGAGUUGGCUGAAAUCCAGCAUAGUACAGAGUUUUUGUCAAGGACCACGCUUUUGCAGUUGCUUAGCUCUAUAAUCAGCAACACUUCAACGGAAGCAAUUUUAAGAUCAAGAGCAAUGAUGAUAAGUGGAAGGCUUUUAUCCAAGGAGAAUGGAUUCAUGUUCGUCGAUGGAUCUACCAUUGAUAGACUGCUUGCCCAAUCUGAAAGUCAAGACAAUGAUGAAUGUGAAUCUGCACUUGAAGCAUUGGGUCAAAUAGGGUCAUCAAUCCAAGGAGCUGAACUGCUAUUAUCUGGUUUCCUGCCUGUUGUGAGGCAUGUUGUUCAUGCUGCCUUUGAUCGGCAAGGACAUGGGAAACAGUUGGCUGCAUUGCAUGCUCUAGGGAACAUUGUGGGAGAAUCUCGACCUGAAAAUAGCAAAAUACUGAAUGCUGAUGCAGAAGAAAAUCUUCGACGCUUAAUCUAUGAAGUAGGAUCAGAUAGUUCAAAGCUGACACCAUCUGGUUUAUUUCUAUCAAUUCUUCAACAGGCCUCAGAAUUUCGUUUGGCGGGGUACAGAGUUAUAACAGGGUUGGUAGCUCGGCCAUGGUGUCUGAUGGAAAUUUGCUCAAAACAAGACAUAAUAAAUAUGGUUACUGAUCCAACAGCUGAAACCACAAAAAUAGGCAUGGAGGCUAGACACAAUUGCUGCAAGGCAAUCCACAAUGCUUUCCUGUCAAGUAAACUCAUUAACGAGUCUUCCCUCUCUGGAAUAGCUGCAAAUCUGCAAGAAGCCGUUCGCAGGGGACCCUAUCUUGCAAGAAAGCAAUCCGAAGCACAACCAGUAGUAAUGACAGCCGAGAGAUUUUGAGUAUCAUGUGGCUUCUUUUAGGCAAGCUUUAAACAUCGUUUUGAUGUGUGAUACUGUUCUUCAAAUGUUUCUUGAUUGUGAAACUCAGAAUCCCUGCAUGUAGUAUGGAAGUAGUGUAUGAUUUUGCAAGUGGUGGAUGACCCCACUUCUGCAAAAUUGACAUGUAAAUGCCAUUUUCAUGAGAUAAUUAACUAUUUUCUAAUUC